AAACAGUCUAUCAACCACUGCCACGUUUUCAUCUAUUGGUAAACAUCAGCUGCUGGUUGGUCUUAAGGGAGGAAGACUGAAUUAGUUCCAGAUGGAGAACUGUUUCAGCUCGUUUAAGACUUUCCCGUUGAUUUAAGACAGCAGGCAGAAAAAAUGGAAUCGACCACAUGAAGAAGCAUGUGAAGUUUAUUUUUAUGCGAGAUGUUAUUUGGAGGACCACGUACACUUUUUCAGGCCAUGGGAGACGAAAGACUAAUCACAUGAUAUUUUUGUUCUGUCGAAGUGGUGUUCUGUGCUAAGUCAAUGUUGGUUUGUAUUAAGGACAAAUAUUAACUUCUUAAUGUCAGCAUGUCGACUGUGACAAGUGCUCAGACGCCGGAGGAACCUAAUCCUCCCCCCCUUGAAGAAAAGCCAAAGGGAAAAUCACUAUUUCAUUUGGGUUCGCUCUUUGCUAACAGGAGUGAAAAAUUUGUGAUUGCUAGGAGUGAUAGUGUACCAGAGGAGAAUGUUCUGAAAAUAACUAUCACGGAGACUACGGUCAUUGAGUCGGACUUGGGCAUCUGGAAUUCUCAUGCUCUCAUCUACCUCACUUUGUGGUUUUUCUUCAGCUUUUGCACUCUUUUUCUUAACAAAUACAUUCUUUCAUUACUGGAAGGAGAGCCCAGCAUGCUAGGUGCUGUUCAAAUGCUUUCAACCACCUUCAUUGGCUGUAUAAAAAUGUUUGUUCCAUGCUGCUUGUAUCAACACAAAACACGCAUCUCUUAUCCACCCAAUUUCAUCAUGAUAAUGCUGUUUGUUGGAUUAAUGAGAUUUGCAACAGUAGUCUUGGGUCUCGUCAGCUUGAAAAAUGUGGCAGUUUCAUUUGCAGAAACUGUUAAAAGCUCUGCACCUAUUUUCACUGUUAUCAUGUCUCGGAUGAUAUUAGGAGAAUACACUGGAUUGCUGGUUAAUCUCUCUCUCAUUCCUGUUAUGGGUGGGCUAGCUCUAUGUACAGCUACUGAAAUCAGUUUCAACAUUCUAGGCUUCUCGGCAGCUUUAUCUACUAAUAUCAUGGACUGUUUGCAAAAUGUCUUUUCCAAAAAACUACUCAGUGGAGAUAAAUACAGAUUUUCAGCCCCAGAGCUUCAGUUCUACACAAGUGCUGCUGCAGUGGUUAUGCUUAUUCCAGCUUGGAUAUUUUUCAUGGAUGUGCCUGUGAUUGGGAAAAGUGGAAGGAGCUUCAGCUACAACCAGGAUGUUGUCAUACUUCUCUUAAUAGAUGGAGUCUUGUUCCACCUACAGAGUGUUACAGCCUAUGCCUUGAUGGGAAAAAUUUCUCCGGUGACUUUCAGUGUUGCUAGUACUGUGAAGCAUGCGCUGUCAAUCUGGCUAAGUAUUAUUGUGUUUGGUAACAAAAUCACAAGCCUCUCAGCCAUUGGGACUGUUCUAGUGACAAUUGGAGUUCUGCUAUAUAACAAGGCAAAGCAGCAUCAGCAAGAGACUAUACACAGCCUGGCAGCUGCAGCCCCGCAAUCCGCACAAAGUACAACUGAAGAUACUGAGCCACUAAUUUCCAAGGAUUUGGAACCGUAUGAUUAAUAUGGCCAUUUAUUCUUCCAAGCUAGUGUAACUCAAAGGAACUCUUCCUGAAAGUGGUGGUUUCUUCAGCCGUUGAUGCCGAUUUGGUUACUUUGAGUUCAUGGUAGGUCAAGCCUGGGACUUGAAGCAAAGAGAAAACAAUGGGAAGACUCCAGUAAGCCUUGAUUUACUGAGAAACUGAUACGCCAGGGGACCUAGUAUCGUAUAAUGUGGUAAACGUGGGCUUUAUUGUCUUUCCUUGACUGCAAAUAAUGUACAAGGCUGUAUUAGAGAAUGAACUUCAGUGUCUUAUGGGAAAACAAUGCCUGUCUCCCUACCCAUCAAAAUAAUGUGAAAACAUGGACCCAUCACUGUAUUCUGCUUGCUUGCAGUGGAACGGAAUUGGUGCAUAACCAAAAUUCCUAGGUGUUUGUUACUCUCCGCUGUCUGCAUCCUCCACCAUUUGUGUGCGUUGUAGAACUGGAAGAAGGAACCCCUUCCUCUCCCAACAAGUGACUGAUUUUGGUAUACAUUUAGUUGAAGUAAACUAUGGAAAUGAGUCCGUG
Messenger RNA from Nipponia nippon (crested ibis), 2123 nucleotides. The record is from RefSeq and is a predicted model, not a curated record. Lineage: Eukaryota; Metazoa; Chordata; Aves; Pelecaniformes; Threskiornithidae.